ACACUCAAUUGUAUGGACUCUACUCUUGAAAAACAAACAACUCUGACUCCAGAGGAAUCCUUCAAGGGAAUACCUCCAAGAAAUGUGUGGGUUUUAGUAAUUCCUAUCCCUAGAAUCAUUCUGGAGAUCUACUUUGAUUUCCUCUCCAAAGCCCCCAUGAAUAACGAAAACUAUUGGGUUGCACUUCUGAUCGUCUUGUGUGCAAGCUUGCUCCCGCUCAUCCCACUAGUGUGGGUGUUUAUAACUGGAGUCAAAGCUCUGUGGCGCCUGUCGUGGAAAAUGGUUCUCUUUUUCACUCUGCUUGUCUACUUUAUGGAAUGCACUUCCUCUGCCGUGGAUAUUGCCUGGGGUGUACUACGUGGUGAUAAAGUAGAUUUCCUUUCGUUAGUUAGUGUAUUUACCAAUAUAUAUUGAAUAUAAUCGAAUGCAA
This is a messenger RNA of [Candida] anglica, 430 nucleotides long. Lineage: Eukaryota; Fungi; Ascomycota; Pichiomycetes; Serinales; Debaryomycetaceae. The record is from the annotation of a GenBank genome assembly.